CUCAAAGCCUCCUCGUUUGCAGCAUGUUCCCAUGAUACGACAUGCAACUAGACGACGAGCGAAAAACAGGAAACGUUACUUAUUCUUCUCUUCAUUGGUAGUGGACUCUACGACUGCUUCCCGCAUCACCAAACUGAGUACAUUGCCGCGAACGACCUGCCAUUCAGGACGGCACCACCGGAGAGACAGCGAGGUACGCGGCGACGAAAUCACCAACAAGCCCCUCCAAAAGGAGGACUGUAAAGAGGCCUUAUGAAUCUCCUCAAGAGACUCGCCACCACCGUUAUUCAGGAUGCUGUGCAGCGGCCUCGAAAGGAUGCCCCAUUCGGACUCUCUGAGGCGUGGAAGCUUGGAGGUAGCUUGGAAGGGCUACGCUUUACGUGCGUAGCUUACGACCCAGCCCAGUCGCUCCUAGCGGCAGGAGCUAGUGAUGGGUCCAUAUUACUGGUCGGAAAUCAGUGGGAAUUCGUACUAGAUCCGGCACCCUCGCCUGAAGUGGAUGUACACGUCACCCACCUGGACUUCCGAGUUGGAAGCAAGUUCCUGAUAGCAGUUCGCGGCAACACGGUGCUCUCAGUUUACAAUCUGCAGACACUGGCAUUGCAAUUUCCAUCAGUGCAGUUGGAUGUUCGCGUUACAUGCAUUGAUGUACCUUCGAACAGCUCGUGGAUGUUCGUCGGACUUGCCGAUGGGCGAGUGGUGCUGUAUGAUGCGGAAUUGGGGCAGAGGUCGUUGUAUUCGAUACCGGCUCGUAACGCAGACGAAGCUCCCACUGAAGAGACUACCCAUGACCCUGUUGUGGCUAUCAGGGCGAGCCCCUCUGAUGCGAAUCUUUUGUUAUUGGGGUACCAGUCCGGCGUCAUGAUUUUGUGGGACAUCAAAGACCAGGCCGUACGAAGGAAGUUCGGUUUCGACAAAGGCGCCGAAGGUGGCAAGCUUACAAACGUUUGUUGGCAUCCGGAUGGCACGUUCUUUGCUGCAGCAACGGUCAGCGCGAUCGCAUUUUGGGAAACCCGCAGUCGAUGGCUCGACGGAUUGAAAGCUUCGUCAAUUACGAAGCCUACAAAGGUCCUAAAGCGAAAUGGUACUGAUGACGAGCUCAAACUGUCAACUGCAGUUGCGCGGCAGAGACUGCUCUGGUGGUCAGAAGUCAAGGGCGGCGGAAGCUUCCUAGUUGCCAAUGCGGCCACGGGCAUCGAGAAUUACAUAUGCGGUACCGAUAUCAGUUCCAUAAAGAGUUCUGGGAACAUACCACCGGAUGGAUGCGUACGCGAUUUCCAAGUCAUGCGAGAUCCUACCUCUGCAUCCGUAUUCCUGAUGACCAUUGAUAUUGAGGGCAUCCUUCAUGCAUCCCUGUUCAAUGAGGAUGUCUCGUCUCUACAUGUCGCUCCAUCGUUCGAACUGGCGACGCUACGCAGUCCAUCAACAGUAGCGAUGUCCGAAUGCUCAGAGUUCCUCGGAUGGGACAUCCGGAAGCUCGCUGAAACAGGUAACGCCAGCGGCCGCCUACCAUUGAACGGCGGAACCGUGGUGAACAAGAACGGGAAACAGCUGUUCGACGUUCUAUGCACGAAUCAUCUCGACCAGAAGUUGAGAUUCUGGAAACUAGGGAGACCUCCGGCCCUCCUGUUCGAAAUGCCGUGCGUCGAAGAUUCUCCCUCCGAGCCACUUGUGUCCAUGGAUUUAGACCAGCGGUUGCUAUUGGUCGCUAUAGGGCCUCACGUAACGACGUACCGUUGGGUGCUUGCAUCGGAGGUGAAGGAAGCAGAUCCGGAAGAAGACGCAGACGAGCUGAUGAGGAGAUUGGAUGCUACGGUUGAUGAGAUUCUGCGUCAGUCCGAGGAUAUCAACCAGUUGACUGGAAGAGAUGAUCGAACUGACCAGCAGGCUGAGGAAUUGGACUCCACCGAAGCAGCGCAUGACCGCGCUGAGAACCCUGAGUCCUCGACAAUUGAGGAGGAGCCAGAGGGCAAUGGCCAAAUAGCCGAUGAAUCGGCGGAAGCCGUCGGUAAAAAUCCCCCCCCUCCGGACUCGAAAGCAGCCGAUGACCUGGCAGAUGUCCCACCACCAUUAUCGAAAGACGAUAAAACAGGCCUACCAUCACCACCUGCUUCUUCGCCAAUUACCUAUAGAUAUGUCGAUGAUACGCCCACUGGACCGGGUUGGACCCCAUUCCUCCAUUACGAUCAUGAAGAACCCGUUCAACUGAUGACUUUUGCCCCGUUGUGUGAACUCCUGGUAACCACGACUGCGGGAAACAAUCUUCAUGUCAUGCGCGGCCGAUCGAUAACGACAACGACGGUGACCACAUCAACUUCCACAUCUUCUCAAGAACAGAGUGAUGCGAAUGCGGAGAUCGUCAUGGUCCAAGUCGGUUACACGUACUAUAAGGAGGAACCAUCCCCUAGGACGUGCAUCUUCGUUUUCACCUCGGCGGGUGCAUGCAUACAAUACAAAGUCGCCGACGAUUCGGAGGGACGGAUAACGCUGGAAGGAUGCACCAUCCACCAGCCCAACAACAACACCACCCAAAUAGCGGUAUGCAUGUUCAUUCUGGAUGAAGGCGGCCGCCUCGUUCGCCCGGGCACAUCGCGGACGGGCAGCGAGCAGUCGCCCGAGAACUAUGUGGCCAUGUGCUUCUCGAACUCCACAGCGGUGUACCUUCUCCAUCCGGAAGAAGGACGAUCGCUCUUGGCGUCUUGCGAGUCGCGGGAGGAAGGCGUGAAGGCUGGGUUGUGCUUUAUUGGUGGCGAUCCUGUCUUGAUACGCAUUACGGCUACCGCCACGGUAGAAGCGUUGGAACUACCAGGGUUGAGGCUGAUUUGGCGGGCCCAAUUGCCUCUUGUGACGCCCGACGCACGACGCCUACGAGAAACACUAAUCAUCAAAGACGGGCGACUGGUCAUCUGGACGGACGAGCGAGAGUUCCGCAUGUUCUGCAUCACGAAGGAUACUUCUCGCAUCCCAGAAAUUCAAAUCCGCGCAUACGAGCUCACGAAAGCAAUGGAGUGGUCGCGGCAGACUAAAGGUUCUGCGACAUCAUCGACGAGAAAUCGGGAACAUGACCAACUGUUCAAGCCACGAUCAGACCUGCAACAACCCACAUCACAUGCCCGCACAACCGGCGUGCGCGAAGGAGGAGCCGCGUCCACCGCGGAUUCGCCGUUUGCACGAGCUACACAGGCGUUGAACGAGCGAGGCGAGAAGCUCAACCAGCUGGAAGCCAAGUUUGGCGAUUUGGAGGACGGAUCGAAGACAUUUUUGGACACGAUCAAGCAGUACAACGAUAGACAGGUACGAACUGGUUAGGGAUGCUCUUUGAACGAAGAUCCUAGGUGAGCUCACUUCCACAAUGAUGAUGUCGUGAUCUUGGAAACGUUCAGGCGAAGAAGAAAUGGUGGCAGCCAUAAUUCCCUGACCCAUCCCCGGCGUACUUUCCACACUCUUGUCCCCAUCCUACACCCCAUUUCCAACCAUCCCAUAAUGACUCUUGCUCCCUCCAUCCGUAUGAACUCCCGACGACAUAAUGCACCUUCUCCCAUCCCGAGUCCAUCAGCGGCCAGCCCCCAGAGUUGCGGAUAUCGACGAUGUGUUGGUGUGACUUCAAUGUACCGCAAUGAGAAAGAUAAUGAAAGAGAAAAAAUGCAAUAUGCAACAGAGA
Molecule: messenger RNA, 3661 nt
Organism: Fimicolochytrium jonesii
Lineage: Eukaryota; Fungi; Chytridiomycota; Chytridiomycetes; Spizellomycetales; Powellomycetaceae
Exons: 11
Coding region: 253-3309 (1018 amino acids)
Biological process (GO): regulation of protein secretion; regulation of exocytosis
Cellular component (GO): cytoplasm; plasma membrane
Molecular function (GO): myosin II binding; syntaxin binding; GTPase activator activity
Source: RefSeq, a predicted model, not a curated record